GAGAGAGAGAGAGAAAAAAAAAAGAAGCUUUUUUGGGGAUUUGGUAACGUCGAUUCAGGUCAAGAAAAACCCAGCAGAAUUAGAAAACCACAAAGACUCAGAAAGAGAGAGAGAGAGAGAGCUAAAGCUUCACAAUCACAAGGAAACCAAAAGAGAACCUGUUUUGGCUGUGCCGAGAAGACAAAGCAAAAAGCGGGUUUGUAACUGAAACACAUUUCAGAGAGAGAGAGAGAGAGAGAGGGAGGCCACCAGACUAUUAAAAACCACAGUCGUUACAGACCCAAAAGAGAGAAAAAGAGAGAGAAAUAAAAAUAAAUAAAAGAAACUAGUACUAGCACUAGCAAUUAUGGCUGCUAGCAUAACCGUCCUGUCUGCUUAGCCUUUUUGCUCUUCCGGGUCUUCUUGUUCGUAAAUGGGGUAGGAUAUUAUGGUAUUUACCAUAGUGCGUGAAGACUGAAGAGGCUGCUGUUUGAGCUUUUCUUUGCUUUGUUUCAGUUCUCUUGGGUUCUCUGCUCGUGCACGCCACUAACGACGUCGUUGCUGGGUUGGUUUGAGCGUUUGAAUGGCACACCUUGAGUGUGACUCCUCGAUUUCUCGGGCGGAAACAGGCUUUGGAGGUGGUGAUCUGUACACAGAGCUAUGGAAGUUAUGUGCAGGACCUCUGGUGGAUGUGCCAAGGCCUGGGGAGAGGGUGUUCUACUUCCCUCAGGGUCAUUUGGAACAAUUGGAAGCAUCAACAAAUCAGGAACUAAAUCAGCAAAUCCCUCUCUUUAAUCUUCCUUUUAAGAUCCUUUGUCGUGUGGUUCAUAUUCAUUUACUGGCAGAACAAGAGACAGAUGAGGUUUAUGCUCAGAUCACUUUGCACCCAGAAGCAGAUCAAAGUGAACCUACCAGUCCUGAUCCAUGCAUCCCUGAACCUUCAAAGCCAACAGUUCACAGCUUUUGCAAGAUUUUGACCGCUUCCGAUACAAGCACCCAUGGAGGGUUCUCAGUUCUUCGAAAGCAUGCCACUGAGUGCUUACCUCCAUUGGACAUGAUCCAAGCAACUCCAACUCAGGAGUUGAACGCCAAAGAUCUUCAUGGGUAUGAGUGGAAAUUUAAGCAUAUAUUUAGAGGUCAACCCCGGAGGCAUUUACUUACAACAGGAUGGAGUACAUUCGUCACUUCAAAAAGAUUGGUUGCUGGUGAUGCCUUUGUGUUUUUGAGGGGUGAUAAUGGGGAAUUACGGGUUGGGGUUCGGCGUCUAGCUCGUCAACAAAGUCACAUGCCUUCAUCUGUGAUAUCAAGCCAGAGCAUGCAUCUUGGAGUGCUUGCAACUGCUUCUCAUGCUCUUAUGACACGAACCCUCUUUGUUGUGUACUACAAGCCCAGGACAAGCCAGUUCAUUAUUGGCUUAAACAAAUAUCUGGAGGCCAUUAACAAUAAGUUUUCGGUUGGGAUGCGCUUCAAGAUGAGAUUUGAAGGAGAAGAGUCUCCUGAAAGAAGGUUCACAGGCACUAUAGUUGGUGUUGGGGAUUUAUCAUCUCAGUGGUCUGAAUCUAAAUGGCGGUCAUUGAAGAUUCAAUGGGAUGAACAUGCUGCAGUUCAAAGGCCAGAGAGGGUUUCCCCUUGGGAGAUAGAGCCUUUUGUAGCUUCUGCUCCUAUACAUCUUGCUCAACCAGUAGUAAAGAGCAAAAGACCUCGACCUGUAGAAAUUUCUUCAUCUGAAAUUACCACCAAUUCACCUGCUUCUGCUUUCUGGUAUCAUGGCUCAACCCAGACCGUGGAGUUAAACCAAUUAGGUGGUGUUCCUGAAGUCCAAAGCUCUGGUAGUCAGGUUGUCUGGCCUCUAAGGCAGAAAGAAAGCAAUAGCAGCAGUUACUCUAGCUCGAGGGUCUACUCAGAGGGCAUCUGGCCUUCUUCUCCAUGCGUGAAUGUCUCCUUAAGCCUUUUUCCAGACUCGAAGGAGGGCAACAAAAAUGUAACUACGGGUUCUGUUCUCUCUAGCGUUGCUUCCCCAGUUUCAUCAAAGGCAUCAUCAAAGCCAAGUAAUACCCCAAUACCUGGCCAGGUGGGAAAAGAGAAAAAAUCUGACAGUUCAGAUUUAUGGUUGUUUGGAUAUAACUUGACAAACAACUCUAAAACUGCCUCUCCCCCAGAGAGUGAGCCAGUGUGUAAAGCAAUGUCGUGUGGUGGUAAAGGAUCCAUUACAGCUGCUGCAUUUGAAGUUGAUCAGGAUCUGGAUGUCUCAAAGCUCUCAAAGGAGCAGAAACAAGUAAUCUCAGAGGCAUCACCAGGAGAGACACAGGGCAAGCAAGGAUUGACUCUCUCAACAAGAACUCGUACUAAGGUGCAAAUGCAAGGGGUUGCUGUUGGUCGUGCUGUGGACUUGACUUCAUUGAAAGGCUACGAUAAUCUAAUUGAUGAGCUAGAGAAAAUGUUUGAGAUCAAAGGAGAGCUUCGUCCACAGAACAAAUGGGCAGUUGUUUUUACCGAUGAUGAAAAUGACAUGAUGCUUAUGGGCGAUGAUCAGUGGCUGGACUUCUGUAAGUUGGUGAAGAAGAUAUUUAUAUAUUCAAGUGACGAAGUACAGAAGAUGAAUAGAUGCAAGCUUCAGAAUUCAUCUUUAGAUUGUGAAGGGACGGUUAGCGUGGAUUCUGAGCAUAGAUGUGAAACAUGAUAGUUCAAAUUUCCUUCCUUCUUGUUGUGGGUUUAUUUUAUCUCCCUAUUCAUCUGGGAGAAGUUAGUUGGUAGUUGUUUUGCUCAUAUUUUUGGAGCAUGUACUAAGCAAGCAGAAGACUAGGUUGGGAUUUGGGUUAGCAGACUUUCAUGCCAGAAGCAGAGCAGCUACUCUUGAUCAGGAUUAGAAAUGGAAUCUGUCAAUACUUGGUGUGGUUGUGGUUAAGUUCAGUCGGCCUGUAAAAAUACAUAUAUAUGUUUGGUAUUUGGUUUCAAUUUAGUCCUUUUGGUCACAAUUGGCAA
Molecule: messenger RNA, 2961 nt
Organism: Prunus mume (Japanese apricot)
Lineage: Eukaryota; Viridiplantae; Streptophyta; Magnoliopsida; Rosales; Rosaceae
Source: RefSeq, a predicted model, not a curated record